UGCGGCGGUAGGAGGAGGACGGAGAAGGACGGAGCCUAGCUGUUGCUGCCUCCCUCGCUCACUCCUUCGCGCACUCGCCCGCCCCCUCCCUCCCUCCCCUCCCUUCCCCGGCCCCGGCUCCGGCCCCGGCCCCGGCCCAUUCGCUGUUCGGUCUUCCGCAGGGAGGAUGUCGGGCUCGUCGCUGCCCAGCGCCCUGGCCCUCUCUCUGUUGCUGGUCUCCGGCUCCCUCCUCCCAGGGCCAGGCGCCGCUCAGAACGCUGGGUUUGUCAAGUCGCCCAUGUCAGAAACUAAGCUCACUGGGGACGCCUUUGAGCUGUACUGUGACGUGGUCGGGAGCCCCACGCCAGAGAUCCAGUGGUGGUACGCAGAAGUCAACCGGGCAGAGUCUUUCAGACAGCUGUGGGACGGUGCUCGGAAGCGCCGUGUCACCGUAAACACCGCCUACGGGUCAAACGGCGUGAGUGUGCUGAGAAUAACCCGGCUCACCUUGGAGGACUCUGGGACUUACGAGUGCAGGGCCAGCAACGACCCCAAGAGGAAUGACUUGAGGCAAAACCCCUCCAUAACAUGGAUUCGAGCCCAGGCCACCAUAAGCGUCCUUCAGAAGCCACGGAUUGUCACCAGUGAAGAGGUCAUUCUUCGAGACAGCCCUGUUCUUCCUGUCACUCUGCAGUGUAACCUCACUUCCAGCUCUCACACCCUUACAUACAGCUACUGGACAAAGAAUGGGGUAGAGCUGACUGCCACUCGCAAGAAUGCCAGCAACAUGGAAUACAGGAUCAAUAAGCCGAGAGCUGAGGAUUCAGGCGAAUACCACUGUGUAUAUCACUUUGUCAGUGCUCCUAAAGCAAAUGCCACCAUUGAAGUGAAAGCUGCUCCUGACAUCACUGGCCACAAACGGAGCGAGAACAAGAAUGAAGGGCAAGAUGCCAUGAUGUAUUGCAAAUCAGUUGGCUACCCGCACCCAGAGUGGAUCUGGCGCAAGAAGGAGAAUGGUAUGCCCAUGGACAUUGUCAAUACCUCUGGCCGCUUCUUCAUCAUCAACAAGGAAAAUUAUACUGAGCUGAACAUCGUGAAUCUCCAGAUCACGGAAGACCCUGGCGAGUAUGAAUGUAAUGCUACCAACUCCAUUGGCUCUGCCUCCGUUGUCACCAUCCUCAGGGUACGGAGCCACCUGGCCCCACUCUGGCCUUUUUUGGGAAUUCUGGCUGAAAUCAUCAUCUUGGUGGUGAUCAUUGUUGUGUAUGAGAAGAGGAAGAGGCCGGAUGAAGUUCCUGAUGACGAUGAACCAGCUGGGCCAAUGAAAACCAACUCUACCAACAAUCACAAAGAUAAAAACUUGCGCCAGAGAAACACAAAUUAAAUACUGCUUAUAAUAUCUUUAGGUUCCUGAAACUGGUGGCAACAUGAUCUGCUAAAUUUUCUGCUUGGACCUCUUUGGUUCUCUCCCCUUUUAAGUGAGCAGCACCACAAAUGACUGUCUAAAGCAUGCCUUAUUUAGCCUUUCCUGUAAGGGUGAUCUAGUCAGGUACAUUUUAAACAAUGCUUCAGUGUAGAAGGUGUAAACUAUUUGGGGCUUGAUGUGCUGUGAAUGUUGCUUUUUUUCCCCCCUUUGUUAAAAUAUUUAAGUAGAAGUGAAAAGGUCCUCUGAGGAUCGGAUCAUGCAUGCGCCAUUUUUUACUUAAUGCAGCUGUUAAAUUGGCAAAGCUCUAAAAUGCACUGCUGCCAUCUAGUGAUAACAUUUUUGUAAAGUACAGCAAAACCUACAGAUAUAUACAGUAUAUAAAUAUAUAUAUAUAUAUUUAUAUUUUUGGGGGUGGGAGAAAUCCAAAAUAAAAUAAAUGCUUGUUUCAUUUUUUAGCUGCUGAUAUUCAUUCCUUACUGUAUGUUGUCAGAUGAGGAGAUUGUGCAGUUCUGGUACAUAAAGAUGAGUAAUAUAAACUGAAAUCUAUAAUUUUAAGGGCUUAACCUAUGACUUUGAUAAAAAGCUGGAACACUCCACUGAAUGGAUAUAUUGAAUUGCAGUAUAUAUGUAUGAUUGCUUUUUAAGUGAUUAUUUUUUCUUCUGUUAAAUCAUGUAAAUUCUUAAAUCCUUUUGCACUGAUGUGUUGAACCUUAUUGUACAUUCAAUUAAGGCAAACUUUUAUAAUUUACCUUUUGUUUUCAAUGACCUUGAAAUGUUAUAGCAUGGUAUUCUAUGCAACUAGUUAUCCUCUGGGGUUGACACUGUAUUUUUCACAUUGAUUUAAAACAGUUGAGUGUAGAUUUUCUCACCCGGCAGGGUUCUCAUGCGGUGUGUAACCGUAGAUGCAUGUACUUGUGUUCUGUGUAAGUGUUGAAGUGCAAUGAUGUAUAAAAAAGUGGAUUCACUGUUUUUAAAAAUAAAACAUUGAUAAAAGGUG
Lynx canadensis (Canada lynx) is the source of this 2402-nucleotide messenger RNA. RefSeq names its product neuroplastin (gene NPTN). The record is from RefSeq and is a predicted model, not a curated record. Lineage: Eukaryota; Metazoa; Chordata; Mammalia; Carnivora; Felidae. Bases 167 to 1363 code for a protein of 398 amino acids. The transcript has 9 exons.